Messenger RNA from Alligator mississippiensis (American alligator), 933 nucleotides. RefSeq names its product olfactory receptor 13H1-like. Gene Ontology annotation, cellular component: membrane. The record is from RefSeq and is a predicted model, not a curated record. The transcript has a single exon. Gene Ontology annotation, molecular function: olfactory receptor activity; G protein-coupled receptor activity. Bases 1 to 933 code for a protein of 310 amino acids. Lineage: Eukaryota; Metazoa; Chordata; Crocodylia; Alligatoridae. Gene Ontology annotation, biological process: G protein-coupled receptor signaling pathway.
AUGGGAGGAGAGAAUGAGUCCACUGUAACUGAGUUCAUCCUUAUAGGAGUCCCCAGGGAGCCUCUUGUGAAGAUUACCUUCUUUGCUGUAUUUCUUGUCUUGUACCUGUUGACCUUGAUUGGAAAUGGCCUCCUAAUUUUGCUUACUAGAGUGGACCCUCAGCUCCACACACCCAUGUACUUUUUCCUCAGUGACUUGUCUUUUUUAGAUAUCUGCUACACCACUAGCAUUGUACCCCAGAUGCUAGCUCACUGCCUUUCCAAGACACCCUCCAUCUCCCUGAACAGAUGCUUCAUCCAAAUGUAUAUUUCUCUCUUCCUGGGCACAACUGAGUGCCUCCUAUUAGCAGCAAUGGCUUAUGAUCGCUGGGUCGCUGUCUGCAACCCACUGCGCUACACCCUCAUCAUGAACAGCAGGGUCUGCAUUUCUUUGAUGGCCAUGGUGUGGAAUGGCGCUUUCUUUCUUUGCAUAUUCCACCCCCUCACCAUGCGGGCUCAUUUUUGUGGGCCCAACCUCAUUAACCAUUUUGCCUGUGAGCUCCUGACUGUACUGAAGCUGGCCUGCUCAAACAGUCAUGAAAACCAAACCCUGCUGUUCUCCAUUAGCAUCUUCACCCUGCUUGUGCCUUUAACCUUCAUCCUCAUCACUUACACUCGCAUCAUUGCUGCUGUGUUGAGGAUCCGCUCUGCUGAAGGCAGGGCCAAGGCCUUCUCCACCUGCACUUCCCACCUCACUGUGGUCACCGUCUUUUUUGGGACAGCCAUCUUUAUGUAUUUGUGUCCUCAGUCUCAGUCAUCCCCAGAUCAGGACAAAUAUAUUUCCCUGUUUUAUGGUGCGGUAACCCCCAUGCUUAACCCACUGGUCUAUAGCCUGAGGAACAAAGAUGUAAAGGGGGCCAUGAAGAAACUGGCUGAAAGAAAAAUGAAUUCUUGA